CACCCUCCCUUGUUCUCCGUCUACGUUGCGGUAUGCAGAUCUUCGUCAAGACGCUCACGGGCAAGACGAUUACGUUGGAGGUGGAGUCUUCUGACACCAUCGAUAAUGCCAGUGUGAAGGCGAAGAUCCAAGACAAGGAGGGCAUUCCUCGAAGACAGGCGCACCCUUUCCGACUACAACAUUCAGAAGGAGUCUACCCUUCACCUCGUUCUCCGUCUUCGUGGCGGUAUGCAAAUCUUUGUCAAGACCCUCCGUACGACCUUGUACCCAUUAUUGCAAGAACUUCAUGGCUCAACUCAGCGCCUGCUAACUUGACAAAGGAUUGUUGUUUCAUGUCUCGCAGCGGUAACAUCGAAGAAUAUCUCCUACUUGUUAUUUCUGGGUAGCAUGCACAUGUCCGUUUCUUCGAAACAAGUAAGUCAGUCCAGUGCUUCAAACACUUUGCAUAUUACAUAUCAUGUAUAUAUUGCCUAGAAUGAUAAUAUAGCACCGCAGAUGGCAUUACAUAUAGCGAAGUUACAUCGCCCAGAUUCAUCUUUCCAUCGGAUUACCCCACGAACUAGAAACCCCACAUUCAUCCGUGUGGUCCAACGUCACCAAGGGCUCGACAUAUGCACAUAUGUCGAGUUCUAUGUCACCAGUGCGCGCACCGUUGAACGAUCUGAGUCCAAAUUCAGGAUCAAUG
This is a messenger RNA of Suillus subalutaceus, 685 nucleotides long. RefSeq lists its product as uncharacterized. Gene Ontology annotation, molecular function: protein tag activity; ubiquitin protein ligase binding. Lineage: Eukaryota; Fungi; Basidiomycota; Agaricomycetes; Boletales; Suillaceae. Gene Ontology annotation, biological process: protein ubiquitination; modification-dependent protein catabolic process. The transcript has a single exon. Gene Ontology annotation, cellular component: cytoplasm; nucleus. The record is from RefSeq and is a predicted model, not a curated record. Bases 33 to 386 code for a protein of 117 amino acids.